UUAUUAUUCAACAGUAAAAUAUUAUGUGUAAGACAAUUAUCAAUUUAUUUUAUGAUUUUGCUUUUUAGUAUACAAAUCGCAUUUUAAUUGGCAUUUUUGUUGUUUAAAUCAAAGGAAUGUCGUUUCGAACCGAUAUGCUAUCGAAAUAAUGAACAAUCGCUGUAGGGUUUUUCGCUAGAGGAUUUUUCGCACAAAUGUUACAUCGCACCAAUAAAGCAUCGAUACAAUAAAAUAUCGCACAACUGAACUACCGACACAAAGUGUUCGGUAUAAUGAAAAUCAAACUAUCAACUUUCGAACACAAGUAGGGAACCCCUUUAAAUUUGGAGGUUCGCACCAAGAGCUUCAUUCUGUAUUUCGAAGUGCUCCUGCAUUAGAAUCGGCUCCAGUAAAGUCAUAUCUUCGAGGAGUCAUCAUCAUCAGUGACGUAAAUAAAAUUGUGAGUGUUCAACAUGUCUGAUUCAGAGUUAGAAUUUUUCGAGCCUGAACGCAAACCAAAGACGAAGCGAAAGUCUGCGAGUAGAUCCAAAGAGUCUAUCAGAUCUGGUUCUUCUAAGAAACCCAGACACGGGAAGCUCCAAGAGACGUUGGAUAUACUGGGCUUGCUGUCGGAAGACGAAGAAAGUGUGGCUGCUGAGAACGCGCGACGCUCGCCAGCUCGCAAUAAGCAGCUUGACAGCAGCAUCAGCAACCGCGUUGCUAACGGCUGUGUGGUGCGCCGCACGCUCCUCGACGGACCGUACUACGUGGAGACGCGCGUGUACACCACCGAGGACGCGCUGACGACGUCGCCUGAGCUGCGCUACACCAAGGCUCUGGUGACGCUGAAGGCGCAGCUCGACCGAGACCAGCCGGAGUGGGCUUGUCUGCAGAAGUUCUUGCAGAAGACCAAGUCCUCCUUGUUCGCUGAUAGCAAGCCCAUAUUUUAUAGUAAUAAAAAGUAAUGUGUUCGGUUUA
Messenger RNA from Ostrinia nubilalis (European corn borer), 957 nucleotides. RefSeq lists its product as uncharacterized. The transcript is spliced from 3 exons. NCBI's taxonomy places the organism in Eukaryota, Metazoa, Arthropoda, Insecta, Lepidoptera, Crambidae. The record is from RefSeq and is a predicted model, not a curated record. Bases 453 to 944 code for a protein of 163 amino acids.